AUAUUCCCAAACAUGGCUGCUGACUUUAGGUUGUAAGGAUCCCUCUCAAAUCUUAUGUUUUUCCGUUUCCACGAUGGCAAAGUGAAGUCUUCCGUUUUUCAUCCAAGAAGUUUAUCCUUGAACAUUUGAAAGUUUAAAAAAAUAGCUGUUCGUCGUGGUGUUUUGAGAAGUUUUUCUUUUCACGUGUCAUUCGACGUACGUCACGCUCACUAAUGAAUGGUUCGUCUUACAUUAUCCACUGGCAAAAAAAUAAGAACAUAUACUUUGUGUUGGGUUGAAUCAUUUAUGGUGCGAUUGGCUUGCCAUGGGAUCAGAAUGUAGUGUUGAAAAGGAUUACGAGCUGGAUGAACCUGUCGAAUGUAAUAGCAAAGAAUGGAGUAUUUACACAGCGAGAAGGAGUCAAGAUGGCCUCAAAGUUACUGUUUUUGUCCAUGAGAAGAAAGGGAAGGAAAAGAAUAGGGAUUAUGAAAGGAUUUCUAAAGCUGCACAGGUAAGGCAGAUUAUACCGGGUAAUGAGUCACGUCAUGUCACGUCAGCCUUAGAGGUUUUGCCUGAAAAAACAACGUUCGUUAAUGAUGUACGUCCACUGAAAGUCUGAUCAUCCUUGUGAGGGUAACUCUGAAAGCAACUGUCGUUAAUUUUCGUGAUUGAAAUUUGCAAAACCUUAUAAGUCGUCAUCAAAAUCAAGUCAGGUUACAGUCAGGCAAUUGACUUUGAUGAUAUGUUCCUUUGAUGUUGUGGGCAGAAACAUCAGUAUCUUACAUAGUAUACUGACAACAGUCUAUUUCAGGACUUCCCUCACCCAUGCUGGAUGAUCAACUACAUGAUGCACUGUCAUUCCCUGCUUCAAACCAUUUAUUGUUACAAAAAAAUCAGUCAUUGUGCAACGUAGUUGUACAGGAAAUGCCAACUAAUCUAACCUGUAAAAAGAAAUAUCUUGUGCCCAGAGCCAAAAAGGAAUUUUAACUCAAUGGGCAGUAAUGUUGCAAUCUGAUUGGUGAGUUUGCUGUUGUCAAUAAGACUACAGACAGUACUGCUGGCACAAACCUGUCAUGCAAUGCCUUUCACCCUUUUACUCCCAGAUCAAAUUUGUAAUUCUCCUUACUCUCAACCAUACCAUUCUUAUAAUAUAAGUUCAGAGAAUUUAGUAUUGAAUCGACUAAUUAUCCCCAGAUUGAUAUUUUUCUUUAUUCUCAUCACUUAUUUGGUUGAUACAGUAUUGAUAUAGUAAGGAGAGAUUCUGUCUUGGUCACUCAUGGGAGUUAAAGGGUUAACAACUCUCAAACAUGAAUGACUGUUUAUCUGACAUAGAUAUUGUAGUAAAAAACAAAUAGACAGUGGUUUAGAGUGGUGUUUACUCUUAUUGACGAUGAUAUUUCUUACACUAUGGUCAAAAUUUUUGUUGAGCACUGAAUCAGCUGCAUCUUGCGAUUCCACAACAUUUUGACUACUGUGAUGAAUAUCAUCGUCAACAAGAUUACAGAUGAUGUUAAACCACUGUCAAUGGGUCAAUUUUGUAAUGAUAUCAAGGAGUUUCAUUAAGAGAAGGUUACCAGUGGUCUACCUUAGCACCAUCUGUUUUGCUGGAGAGCAGGCUCUUGUGAUUGGUAUUAGCUUACUAUGCCAUUUCCUGGCAUGGGCGCUUACCGUGCCAUCCACAGCUGCUUAUGAGUUAUUAAAACCCCUGAUAUCAUUACUAAUUCAUGAUAAAUGAUUAAAAAUGAUUAAGGAUAAAUCAUGACACAAAAUUUUUCUUAUCAUCACAAUACAAUAGUUUCACUGGGGAAAGAGGAAAGAGAUAAUCAUUUUUACAUGCAUAACUUAAUGUCUCUUUUUCAGUGUCUCAAAACUCUUAAACAUCCAGCCAUUCUUAAACACCAUUGGUCCUAUGAUAACUCAGAAGAGUUUUGUAUGGUGACAGAACCAGUCAGGCCUUUAGAAUCUGUUAUAAAGAGUUUAGACACAAUGGAGAUAAUUGCUGGACUCUAUAAUGUUGUUGAAGCUCUAGUAUUUUUGCAUGAGAGGGUAAGUCCAAGAGUUAUUUCAUGCUUUUGCCAGAGAGUGAUCUGUUUUAAGUUCUUAUUUUUAGUACCUGUGUUGAGAUUGUUUUAGUAUUAUUUGAUUGAUGUUAAUCCUUAGUUCAAACAUUGGCAGUAGUUGAAAUGUCACUUUCCUCUUUUUCAAACUGAUUGUUAUAUCUUGCCAUUUCCAAGGACUAAGAAAACUGUUAUAACCAGUUGCAACUUAACACAACUGCCGAACUAAAAUAUUCACUUGGCAAACUCUCUAUAUACUGAAGUCACACUAAAGUCACACACUUAAUUAGCACAAAAACAAACCUAAGAAUGAAACUGCACCCUAACACAUAAACUGUUCUGCUAGCAAAAUAAACCUUCCUUUCAUGAUGCUAACUAAUUUUAUGGGUAGCAGAACAUCACAAUACAAAUAUCAGUGCUCUCAGCUGAAAACUUCUGGUCAAAAAUGUUUGUCAGAAAAAUAUCUAAUCUUGAGGCACUGCCCUUUCUCCCUGGUACAUGUAGCUGAGGUUAGUAAGAAGUUAGCCCCACAAGUACUACCAUUAAAAUUAGGCAAGGAUUCCUCAGAAACUUUUCAACAUGUGUAACUUGCUUGCUCAAGCGGAAAAUAAUUAUUUAGGACCUACCCUUUUACAAAUGUUUAUAAAAGUGGGUGUUUCAAUAAGUGUGUGGCAGGUUGGCUCUCCAUGUCUUCAACAGACAUUUUGUAAUUAAAAUAAGAUGCUAUUGUGUAUAAUUCAGAGGGCAACUUUGCCCGUUAUGAACUGGACAAUUGUGUAAGGUAAGGUCUCACAAGCUCACCCUGUUAAAGCUCAUUCCAGUUUUGUUAACCCUUUCACUCCCAAGAUCAUUCCAAUUUUUGAUGUUAGUUCAGAGAAAGAUCAACUAAUAAUCCCAUGAUUGAUAUUCUUCUCUAUUCUCAUCACCUAGGCUUGAUAUUGUAUUGAUAUUGUAAGGAGAAAUUCUGUCUUGUUACUUGUGGGAGUGAAAGGGUUAAAAGAAGGGUUUAUCGCUCCUCACAAGGGUUUAUAACUCUAACUCUGUUCAGAUGCAUAUUCUAUGAUGGUUUGUAACAUUCUAUUCUUGAAAUUUUAAGGGUGGUCUGUCACACAACAAUGUCUGCAUGUCGUCUGUGUACGUAAGUGAUAAUGACUGGGGAUGGAGACUUGGUGGAAUGGAACAUGUCUGCAGAUUUUCUGAAUUGACAAAUGAGGUAAAAUUAUGUGAAAUUUUUUUUGUAACAUUAUGUCCGUAGAUUAAUUUACAUCUCAUGAGAGAGAGAUGGAAUUUCUUCUUUCUAGAACAGUUUAAAAGAUGUAUUAUUACACUUCUAGCAAUUACAUGUAUGUGAAAUUGUAAAUUAUGGCAAUGUAGUACUGUCUAAAAUUUUCCUAUGUCAAAAUUGAAUUUACUUUUAUUAAUAAUGGAGGAAAAAAAUGGUCAACUUUUAUAAUCUUUCAAUGAAACAGCUCGUUAAUCCAUAGUUUUAUUUGUGAUGGAUAUGAAGGCAAAUUUCAAUAAUCCAGUUAUCUCUUAAUUUGUUCUGGUUUGUUCAUUGACUCUUUCUGUCCCUCACUUGGUAUUUUCUAUAAGCAAGAUGAUUUUGCAUAAAUUAAUUAAGAAAGUGCUGUAGUGGUUCUAAAGACAUUUGGGGUAACAGCUAGGAUAAAUUGACCAACUUCAAAAGACAUUCAGGGCAACAGGUAGGAUAAAUUGACAUGAUCAAAAGUGUUAAAUGAAGAUCCUAUCUACAUAAGUUAAGAACUAAAUGUGUACUAGAAUAUUUAGCUUUGUUUUUAGUUUACCCCUCUAACUUAAUUGGUUUGUAAUUCAUUCUCCAACCUGUGUAUAGGAAUUUAACAUAUUGUGAAUAAUUUUAUUGCAAAAUUGAUGUAAUGUGUUUCUUGUCUCUCAAGUUUUUGUCAGGAACAAGAGCACAAAGGGACACCAAGUCUAUUUCUCCAGAAGAAAAGGUUAUUCCUGCUUCAAGUAACUUGUAUUUUACCAAUAGGGUGUUGUCUCUUGAAACUAUGACUGUACAAUGCCUAGCAUUAGAAGCUAGGAAUUAUUCCUGUAUCAGUAAGGCCAGCAAUACUGCAAUGGCUGUCCAUAACUGUUAAGUAAAUAGCUUACUUUUUUGGCAAUGAAGACCUAAGUCACCUCAGUGCCCUAACCAUUAACCCUUUUUAUCCAAACAUCAGGAUGCAUAUUCUCCAUUCUGUUUUCUAUACAUUCCUAAGGGGCUAACAAGUAGAAUUUUUUCAACAAUCAAGAGCUUCUGUAGCUGGUGAUCAUUUCCUUUAUUCUUGCAACCUUAAUGUUUGAUUCAGGGGUGUUAUGGUAUGGAGAAAUUAGAUGCCAGUCACUCUUAGGGGUUAAAGGGUUAAAAUUCCAAGAUCUGAUUUUUGAUUCUCCCUUCUAGCUGCUAUACAUUUCCUUGAAUUUGGUGUUAGAUCAAGAUAAAUACCUUUACCUAAUAUGUUUGAGUAUUCUCAUUAUCUGUUUGCUGGAUAAUGUACAGAUAUUAUAGGGAGAAGUUACGUGUUAACAUGGGAGUUUAAAGGUUAUUAUAGUGUCAACAACAUCACUGAUCAAUUAGCAAUCACCACCAUAACCCCCAAACUUUCUUUACUAGUAUCUCUACUAAAACUUCUUGAUUUACUGCCUCUUUUGUCAGGAUGGUCGAGUAAAUGUUAGUCUUAAGACAGGUCAUGCCCUUGAUGCUUAUGGCUUUGGUAUGUUUGUCAGUGACAUCUUGGACACUCGUACAGAUUUAGGUAACUAUUUAUGUUUCCUUCGAAUUGACGAUAUUGAAAAAUUGCAAUUUUAUAAUGUUGAACUAAGGAGAGGAAAAUGUUUAUUCCAUUAGUCCAUAACUAUGAUCUGAUCUAUUCACAUGGAAUGCUGAAGUCAGUUAAUUAACACCUGUGAUACAUGUAUCGUGUGAACCUUUGUUCCACUCUAAAUCCUGAAAAUGUUGAAUCAGUUUUUUUAUACAAAUUUUGAUUCCCAGGUCUUUUUUUUCCAACAAAUUCAGGCCAUGAAAGGUUGCCAAUGGUUUUUUUAACCAACUGCAGCACAAGCAUAAGUUUGUUCAUUCAACAUGUGAUUCCCGUCUAACCUCAAAACAGACCAUUCCUUUUCACAUUUAUUUGUUUUUGCACUCAAUGAAUAUCUUUAAUUUAUCUCCUCCAAGGAGAUGCAGGUGAAAAUUUUGGAGAAAAGAUGCAGAGUUUAUUUCUUCAUGAGAAUCCUCAGGUAUAUAUAUAUAUAUAUAUUUUUAAUGCUCUGGAUACAUUUUAUUGUUGGUUUUAAUUAGUGGGUUUCCGUUCAUUUUAAUUUUAUGGAUUUAAACAAUACUUCAUCAACAUCGUGUAGGAAUUUAAUGAAACUGCUACAUUGAGUGGCUCUUCUACUUUUAAAUUCAUAAUUUUUUUUCUUUUUCCUGGUGUUGACAAAAUUGUUACUAACUUCUUGAGGGGAAAUAGGUAAAUCUGUUUUUAUGUUGAGUGGAGAAUUGACAACCACCUACGAAUGGGAGACAUACUAACUACUUUUUCUGCUUAUUGCGGCAUUUAUGUAGUUUUACACGCCAUACACAGAUUUUUUUAUUAAAUAAAUAGCCAUUGUGAUAUUUGCUUCACUUUUUUUUAUUAAAUAAAUGCCCACUGUGAUAUUUGCUCCCCUUUUUUAUUGAAUAAAUACCCACUGUGAUAUUUGCUCCACUUAGUCAGCUGCGACAGUCAUACUUUUUUUACAACCACUCUACACAACAUGAUUUUUAUCAUGGUCCAUGCAGUCAUUAGCUGAUGAUACAACCACAUUAUGAAUUACGUAAUUUGAACCAUUUGAGGCCAACAACAGAAACAAAUGUCACCUUUGUAUUUGAUGAUUGUGAGCAAAAACUGUAUCAAGUCUUCAAGCUUAUCUUGUUUUGCUUGUGUUUUUAAAACUAUCUUGUUAAGGUGGCAUGACAACUUCUUUGUUUGUGAGCUUCAGACAUUUUAAAUUAUUUUAAUAAUCAGUAAUAAUUAUUCUAGUUUAUUAUGAGGGUCUGUAGGCUAAAAGUUGCUUACCUUGUGCAUACACAAGUUGAGUCAUCUCCAUCUCAAUCACAGUUUCCUCCAAGCAGUUACACAUUUUAUGUGUUUAUGUAUGCAGUUCGUGUAUUAAUGUUCACUUGCGUUCUUGAUAUAUGUUCCAGAUGCGGCCUCAGUUUUCCAGUCUUCUUGAUGAUGAAUUCUUCAGGUUUGUCAAAGCUAAUCUUAUUUUAUCUGAAAUUUUGGUUAGGAACUUCAUAGCAAAGGAAUAAAACGGUUUAUACAUUCCCUGAUAGAUGGCAGAAGUGGAGAAAACGUUCUCAAUUUGAUAAAAAAUGACCAAGAGUUCUUAGUCAAUGUCCUAGGAAAGUAACAAGACUUUGAGAAAGUUUUUCAAAAUGUUGAUGCCUCAAAUUAAACUAAAAAUUUACACCACACCGUUUUUUAAAAUGAUUUUCAGUGAAGGCGAUAAUGAUCUUCACCUUUUCUAUCUUAAAAAGACUUUGAUGAAUUUUAUUUAAUUUUAGUCCCCGACCACUACCUACCUUAGAGAAAUGUAUAUCCCUUCAACAUGAAAAUCAUUUUAAAUUGCAUAAUUUGAAAUUUGUGAGAUUUUAAUUAUAGGGCAUUUUUAAUAUUAUUAGGAGCGGCUUUCUGGAGAUAAUGACAUUUCUUAACCAAAUAACCAUUAAAACUGAUGUUGAGAAAGAAAAAUUCUUCAGGUAUGGAAGUUACCUAUAAGUUUCAUUACGGGAGGUAAAGUUUAACCCUUAAAACCAAUGGGGUGACCUGUUUCCCGGAGUUUGCCCUUUAUGUCAAUUAUCCCCUCUAGCUGUGAUACGUUUGAGAGUUCUCACUGCCAGCUAUGUUACCUUUUUAAUCUGUCACGAAUCACUUACUAUUUAGUACAGACGCGAAGUGCGAUGUGUAGGGAAAAGGCAGGAUUGAAAGCCUUCUCCCCCCCCCCCAAUUAAUUCUUUCUCUCAGCCUCACCCCUAGCUGUAAGGGUUCAGGGUUUUGGCAUGGUAGGUUAUUUAACCAAGGGUGUGUUCGUUUCAGUUCUCUUGCCUACAAGUUGACAACAAUUCCACCAAGGCUUGUUGCCAAGCGAAUGCUUCCGAGAUUGAUGUCGAGAUUUGUUCUGGCUGACCCUAGUGCAGAGAAAAAUUUCCUCCCUCAUCUCCUGACUCCUAUCAAAGGUAAAGUGUUGUUUAUUACCCAAAACGCACCCAUCGUCGUUUACAGCGAGGUUUUUGGUGAAACGCAAUGUUGCAAGUGGAAGUUAACCUAAUUUUGCUCACGGAAAAUCACAGAUAAAAUCUGCAAGAAUUUACUAAAUUGAGAGCUGAGAGAAACUCUGUUGGAAAAUACCAACUGAGUUUUUUUAUGUUUAUUUAACGGUGACUUAUAAGUCACCGUAAAAUAAAUUGAUCCAACGGAAUUCCAGCUGAAUUAUUCUAACUGUUCUAUUCUGUUCUGUUGGAUAAUUCAGUGGUUCAUGAAAGAACUGAGGAAAACGUUUUAUCUCAUCAGAUACAGGAUAAAUUUCACUAUUUGUAAUAUCGUUGCUAUAUACUACAAUUUGCCUUUCACACAGGUUGUCAUUUAUAUUCCUUGUUCUUGUUCUCGCCGUAUCACGGAUCGAGUCCUACAAUCUGCGUCAUUCCUUGUCAUCUGUAGCUAUGUUUUUUCCCUCCUUGCGGUUUAUUUAGCAUGUCUGAAGUGCCUCCCUCUUGUUUUAUCUAUCCUCAAAUGUAAAAUAAUCCUGUGCUCAUCAUACAGAAAUCAUCCCAGAAGUGAUAAUGCACAAUGCAAUGAAGGUUUACUUAAAACUUUGUGUAGCGCUUUUAUGCGAGGGAGAUCCUCGUUUGGCUAAGGCCUGUAUUUUUGAAGAGUGUUCUUCACGUCUAUUUGCCCGUAUUGGAGGGUUUCCGUAACUCUUCUAAUAUCAGGAAUUUUUUAUGUGUGGUAAUCAAUUUUAAAUGCUGAAUAAUCCAUUUACCUCCAGAUGGUAAUGAUGCUGAUUACCAGUCAAGCAACCUCUCUCCAGUUCUCCCAGACGAACUGUUCAGGUAAUGGUUUCUUUUUUCUGUGGGGCUACCACAGACCACCCAAACUAUCAAAAUGUAGCAGGUUUUAGCUUUUAUUCAGUGUACCUCAUUUCAACGACGGGUUUUUCCAACGUAGGGAGGAUUUCUUAAUUUUCAGUAUUCUUCUAGAAGUUAAGGAUCUAUAAAGCUUUUUAUGCACUUUUCAGUUUCUUGAGUUUUCCAAAAUCUUUUCAAAGGACAUAGAGCAACAUGAAUAAGUAACAUUUAUAUGUUUCUCAUUUAAUAUUUGUCUUUCAUAUUUUCAAGCCAUUUUGCUAAUUUAACUUGAGAAGGUCGUUGGGGCCUUGAGGCUUCCUCAAAAUCUUUGUUGGCAGAUUUUCUCGAUUUCUCUUUAAAAAAAUCCAAGCAGUCAAAUUGUGUUUAAGUAAAAAGGUGAAAUAUACUCCUGGUGUGCAGUACUCACUGUGGCAAACAGAGACAUUUUGCUAAUAGAGUGCUUUUCGAUUUAGUGCCGUAAAACCCAAACCGAGGUUACCCUAACGGCCGUUUCAAUUAAAAAAAAAAAAAAACGGAAAAUAGAUUAGAACCAAAGCAAAUCAAGUAAGCCGCGUGAGACGCGGGAAAUCGCGAGUUAUCAAAUAGCGAUCUGGCUUAGUCUUGAAUUUGAUUGACUGAGAGAAAGGUGCGAGUUAGCUGGGCCGAUCAGAGAGCAAAGGUAAGCAAAACAAACUGAAUCCAAGAUUACUUUCUACACUUAAUUAAAAAUUGCUUUAACUGGUUAUCUCCUUUUAGAGAACACUGUAUUCCCAUUUUAAUGACUCUAUGGUCCAUCAGGGACGGACAUGUCCGGAUGAUUCUUCUCAAAUAUUUUGGUCUCUAUGCCACCUCUUUUGAGGAAGAAGUUCUGGAAAAUUUCAUUCUACCUCAGGUAUGGUUUUACUGCAGUAGAGAUUUAUAGCUACUGAAAGACACUGUGCCGGAGUUUAGUAUCAAAUUCUGAACACGGUACACCAGAUAUCCUUGAGACGCCUCUCACUAUUCCUUUCGCUAGCUUGAAAUUUGUAUAGCGAUAUAGCUGACAGCUGUUGGAGCUGCCUUAGUGAAGUUUUCCUACCUGGAAGAUAUGUUUUGCUUUCCUCAAAAUGCCGACGCACGAAAAGCAUUUACGUCAAAGCAGGAGUUCGGUUACAAUCGAAUUCAGGUUACCCAACCGCCAACCACCUUGCCAGUUCGCCCCCUAAAGUAAAACAGUUUCGCCCCCACCUUUACCAUUUUGCCCCCAAAUCUUUCAGCUAGUUAAGGUGUAGGGGCGAACUUCCUUUGAUACAGAAGGCGAGCUCGCAAAGGUGGUCGGGACGAACUUGCAAUGAGGCGGAACCUCCCGAUAGAUGAUAGAAUAUAAGAACGGGAAAACGUAAAACUGACAGCGGAUCGCAAAGUUCUCGCGUUAUCGCCUCUCGUGUUCUACGUUUUGCUGCUCAACGCUUUCAAGCGCGCACACGAGAAAAAUUGUAGCUACGCAGGCUACAGCUUGUUUGAACGAGAAGCCAAAUUGCGCACCAUUGUGCGAAUACGACGACCUUAAGGCUCUGAAUAUUUGAUUAUAAAAGCAGGAUUUACCCUUUUAACGGGCUUUUAGACUUAGAAUGUGACGCGCCUCUCAAGUCGUUUGGAACACGAAAACUAUAAGAAUGAGGUUGGGGGGGUCGAUAACUUACAGAUGAUUGGCAAGGUACUUCUCGUUACAAUAUCAAUGUAGUAAUCAGCAAAAAGGGGAUGAAGCUGGACUAAAUUAUCUGCUAGAGGGUGUGGUCUAGAAGUAAAACUAAAUUGUCCCAACUAAUUUACAAGGAUAAGUAUAGCAACAGAAAGGGAGAAAAUCGAAACAGUUUGGAGGAGUCAUACGGGUUAUGAGACCGUCGUAAGGUGGUGUUUCAUUGUAUACCAAAAUGCUCUUUCUUUUCUCCCUGCCUUUUCUUACUAUAGCAGAAAAUUGCUUUUCUAUCAAAACUGUAACAUAGUGUUGCUUCUUUGUUGAACCACAAUUUUGAUUUUUUAAAUGUUUUUCCUGCAGAUGUUGAUUGGUUUGCGAGAAACAGAUGAUAGAAUAGUUGCAGCUACAUUUUCUGCCCUAUCAAUCAUGGUACCCGUGUUAGGAGCGAAUGUUGUUGUCGGUGGAGAGAGAAAAAAGUACUUCAUCGAAGGGAGACCUAAGGUAUAAACCAAUUGAAAUGAAAACGGGAAGUCCCUACGCUCGCUUGGGAAUAGAAGCUGAAGUCCCUACGCUCGCUUGGGAACAGCAGCUGAAGUCCCUACGCUCGCUUGGGAACAGCAGCUGAAGUCCCUACGCUCGCUUGGGAAUAGAAGCUGAAGUCCCUACGCUCGCUUGGGAACAGCAGCUGAAGUCCCUACGCUCGCUUGGGAACAGCAGCUGAAGUCCCUACGCUCGCUUGUGAACAGCAGCUGAAGUCGAUACGCUCGCUUGGGAACAGCAUCUGAAGUCCCUGCGCUCGCUUGGGAACAGCAGCUGAAGUCCUUACGCUCGCUUGGGAACAGCAGCUGAAGUCCCUACGCUCGCUUGGGGACAGCAGCUGAAGCUCUUGGGAACCACGUUCCUACGCUCGCUUGGGAACAGCAGCUGAAGUCCCUACGCUCGCUUGGGAACAGCAGCUGAAGUCCCUACGCUCGCUUGGGAACAGCAGCUGAAGUCCCUGCGCUCGCUUGGGAACAGCAGCUGAAGUCCCUACGCUUGCUUGGGAACAGCAGUGUCUUUUAGCAAUCUGUAUAAUUGUUUGUAACAACCACGAAGUAAGAGAGAGGUGGAGAGAGGGGGAGGAGAUUUACUAUAGUUAUUGUCAGUCUUUGACGUUUCGUGUUUUGUUUUUCUUUUCAGUUUAACAGUUCUGAGAGCAUGCCUACCAGUAAGUUCCUGUAAUCCAGGCAUAUUGUCUCCUGUCUAAAUAACGUACGCCUAUUUCAGCUUUAAGCUCUUUUUUCUUCGUUUUCUUAUCAUGAUGUUUCAGUCAUGAUCAUAACCAUUUUCGGUUUUUGUCCUUAUGGACCAGUAAUUAUUUACCGCAUGGGACUGGUCGGGAGGAGAUCACAUGGUUUUCAGGAGGGGAAGAUGCGGGGGGGGGGUUCGGUGGAUUUUGGGAGAUCACAUGGUUUUUUGGGGGGGAAGAUGGGGGGUUCGGAGGAUUUUGGGGAGAUCACAUGGUUUUCAGAGAGAGAAGAAGGGGGGGGGGGGAAAUCGGUCGUCACCAACGGAGUCUAAAGGGGGAAUUUUGGAAAAUCGACUGCCCCCCCAUCUUCCCCAUCCCCUUAGACGAAAAAAAACGACCAGCAGCCUUCACUUGCUUUUCAGUAUCUACAAAUAAUGUCAUGAAGGAAAAGAAGAUCAGCAACAUUGGUCCCACAAAUGUCAGUGGAGUCAUCGACUUUGAGAACAAGUUGAGCCCAGAAUCAGACGUAACUGUACAGACAUCCACACGUAAUACUAACGACCAAAUUCGAAAUCAGGAAAGGGAAAAACGGAGACAAGAAAUGGAGAAGAGGAAAGACGAGAGGAAAAAAGAGAUGGAACGGCGCAGAUUGGAACGAGGGAAACAAAGAAUAGCUAAACAGUCGUCUCCUAAGAGAUUUACAGAUUUAGUUGUCCCACAAGGGGACCCUGAUCAGGGAGAAUUUGAACAAUGGGAAGAACUUGAUGAGUCCCCAAGCUCCCCGCGGUCAGACGUAACGGUAAGGGAACAUGAAUAGAAGUUACUUUCAUUUUAUACCGUUAGAAGAGCACCGACUUUGUAUUUUUAGAGACAACUUCACGGAUCAAAGCCAUAAAAGAAAAAAACUAACAUGUUUAAGACUGUCGAACAUGAAUUUAAAAAAGGCCGUUAUUAGUAAGGCUUAUCCCCAAAUACUUUGUAACUGUGUCGUUUUUUGGAGGCUUAAUCUUGUUUUCGCUCCACCCGUAAGUGAACCUUUUCAUUUUGCUUCGCAUUUUCGAGCUAUAAGAGAAAUUUACCGGUUGUAAUUCACACCAUGUUUGCGCAAAAGCAUUACAUUGCGUGUUGACAUUCCUACCCUAGCAGUAUGCAGGAAGUUUAUCACCGUCACAAUUGACCUUACCUCCUAUAGCUUAGUGCUAGAGCAUCCAAAUUACUAAUUGGUAGGUCGGAUGGUUGUAGGUAUGGCUCUUGAUGGCAACACCCCGAGUUCUUUUUCGAGUGUGCUUUGUCGUUUACCGAAUAACAUCAUCUUUCAUAUUGUAGAAUGUAGAUGGAACUCAUCAAUCAUUUUCUGAAUUGGUUUAAGCAAGUUUUAUAUUCAUAUAAGAACAGUACCAGUAGUUGCACAGAGAUGGUAAUGAAGGAUUUUCAUCGACUAUUAAUUUUUGCUAUUUUUUGUUUCUAGAGCAGUCGUUCAAGCCAAGCAACUGCUGAGCAUGGUGUUAACUACUGGAGUGAUGAUCAGAGUGUUACCAGCGAACAGGACAAAUUAGAAACGAACAACGUUGAUGUUAAUAUCUCCCUGCAAGCGGGGAAAUCAAACGAACCUUCCUCUCUCUCUCGCAAUAAAGAGAGCUAUCCAUCGAAAUCUAGUGCGCCGACGCACUCGAACGCAUUAAAACUUGGUUCUAAAAAAUCUUCAACUAAAACAGAGAAGUCUUCGAAAUCAAGACGGCGAAGUGAAGAGAGACUGGGUAGUGAAUUUGAAAUCACGCGAAUAGAAGUUCGCUCAAGAGAGCCCGAUUACUUCGCUGAUAUGGAGCCGUCAGUGACUUUUAAGGAGAAAAAUUCAGAUGUUCAACCCGGAAAAUCCCAAGGCGCAGGACUAAGUUCUAAAUUGGCGAUGGUGGAAGAUACAUCACAGGUAUGGCUUAGAGAUUGGGUGGCCUGUGCACGGGCUCGUAUUUGAGAAUGAGUGGAUAACCUGUGAAUACUUUAGUUCAGGGCCCAGUUCUUCAAAGAGCGGACAGCGCUCUUCGCCGUUUCUGUUUAGUUGCGGAAUAGCGUUAGCCAUCAUUCGAACCUCCGGGGCUAGGUGUAUAGAGAAAGAAAACAUCGACUUGAUCUGCUUGUCAACAGGGUUUUUACUCGCAAUUUUUUGCUUUGCUGUCAACGCGAACAAACUGGUGUACCAUAGAAAAGUGAUUUUCUUGGACUUAAGAUAAGGGAUAACUUGGUCUAGGGAUUAACGAAUAUGCUUCUUUUAAAUCCUUCGAAAACUAAGUCCAGAGUAAUCGCGGUUUUUUUUGUUUCUCUCUCUAAGAACCUUAACGUUAUGACUGCCGUACACCUGCCUUAGCGCCCUUCCUUAGCCUUUCAUCUCGCGCUUUGGCAAUCUUGUCAUUAGAAGUCAAGUUACGUCUCCUGUGGUAUGGUUAAAGUAUCAUAACAGUUGUUUGUUUCAGUGUUAAAAUGAGACUCUCUUUUCUUACUUUUUUUCAGGUGGAAAGUGGCUGGGGUGAUGAAUGGGAUGGUUUUGAUUAGCGAGGAGUUCUUUUAAAAUUUAUUUCAAUCUCCCCUUGAUCAGGUCGUAGGAUUUUUCAACAAACGAUUGAUCAAUUUGACAUUCUCCCAAUUCUCUUUGGUGGAAGGUUGAAGAAAAUGCAUCAAAAUUGUUUGUUUUCAAAUAAAAACACAGUACUGUGAUCAUUCAAAAUCACAACGAAAGAGCUGUGGGUCCCAUCUACACCGAGGCGAUUUUGUUUCAAAACACAUCCUUUUUAUGCGUUUUUGCCGAACAUCCAAACAAAAAGGAUCCAAAAAGGCUCAUGAAAACGGGGCCUUUUGAAAACAGCUUAGAGAAAGGAGUGUUUUGAAAAGCAUCGUUUUUGAAACAACUCCUUUUCUUGUGUUGAUAAGUGAAAGUGUGGCCCUUGUUAAUAUCGACCGCAAGAAAAAAAAGGACUCGCAAUCCUUAAUUUUUCCGAUAUGUACACCUUUUACCAUUUUAUCAAUGUGUCAUUCUUCGCGGUGACUGUUAAUUUAAUUCCUUUUUCAAAUCUAUUUUCCUCUGCUAUAGGUUUUAUUGAAUUUGCAAACAGAAAUUUUAUCG
Pocillopora meandrina is the source of this 14184-nucleotide messenger RNA. The record is from the annotation of a GenBank genome assembly. Lineage: Eukaryota; Metazoa; Cnidaria; Anthozoa; Scleractinia; Pocilloporidae.